AAACACAUAUUCGUCAAAAAAUGAGUGCGUUUUUACCUCUUCAAGUAGUCGCACUAUUAUUUAAGCUCUGUUGGGUCAUAGUUCCAGUCCUCCUUUUUCUGGGCCUCGCUGGUACGUACAUAUUAUGGCAGAUGAACGGUUACGAGGAAAGAAUACAAGAUAAAGUAAACGAUAUCGUCACCGCCUUCCUCAUGUACUGACAGCCGUUCUCAUGGCAACGGGUUUGUUAUGGCAACAACGCUCGAUCAAACGAUGGCUACAGACGAGGAUAAAACGAAGUUGGCCAAACUUCUUCAAGGUCUGGAAGUGCCAGAAGUGAAAUUAACGGAGAAGUGUCGUGAUAUAGUGAAUUUGUUCCACGAAAAGUUUGAUAAAGAGGUUGAGGAGGAAGAGAUGAGAGACCGGGUUGCCAGAGAGACGGAAACGUUUGACGAGAAUCCGUAUAAGGUUGACAAAGGGUUGCUGGAAGAAAAUGAGAGAAAACUGCGCGAACUGCUUGCUAUAGGAAAUCGAGCUAAAAAGGAAUUUAAAGAAGGCGUCCUUUGUGCAGCCGAUCCUAAGCGACCGUGGCGUACCAAUACCAGCAAAGAAAAGUUACUUCGCAUCGACAACGAACUCAAGCGCCAUCACGAAGUUGGCUCUCAAGCCAUAGCACCCAUGACUGACGGUGACAUGAGGGACCUCGUCAAAGAAUGCCAGGAGGAAACCCAAAUUUCUGCUAAGAUCUCAGCCGAAAGACUUAGAGAUACAGUCGAUUCGGCAAAGAGAAAUCUACCCAAUUUUCAAUACAGGAAGGUUGAUAAUAGCACCGCUACUGCCAUCUUACCAGAGGCACAUGAACCUCCCUCAACUCAAGAUAUUACUCUGAUAAAAUAAGUUUUCUUGGAUAAUUAUGUA
Messenger RNA from Cydia strobilella, 897 nucleotides. RefSeq lists its product as uncharacterized. Bases 229 to 876 code for a protein of 215 amino acids. The record is from RefSeq and is a predicted model, not a curated record. The transcript is spliced from 2 exons. Lineage: Eukaryota; Metazoa; Arthropoda; Insecta; Lepidoptera; Tortricidae.